CAAUUAAUCGUUGGAAUGUUAAUCUGAUUCUACGCUAUAAACGUAGCCUUUGUGUGGAUUUAUAUAAAAAAAAAUUGAUAUUUUAGGUAGGCGUUACGUAAUUUAUGGCUGUUCCGUGUGCAGUUUGGUUUUUCUGAAGUGAUGUGAUCCUUGAUUACAGUUUGCACUUGUAAUGAUUAGUUAAAUUUACAUACUAUAAGUAGCCUUUAGCACUAAUGUUUAUAAAAUGCCUGUCGAUUUUCGGGAUUGCUUUUGGGGUGAAGGAAAUAAUGGAUUUCAUGUACUCUACCGUAACAUGAAAUAUGGAUAUGUUGUUAGUAAAGAUUUGGCAGAAUUCUUUAAAGAAAGGUCUGUUAUUGAGGAAACAAACUCAAAAUUAUUAUCCAAAUUGGCAAAACAUGCCAGUAAUUGUUGCUCUCAAGGGAGUUUUGCUCCAUUAUGGUCCAUUUUAAGAACUUCCACUGAAAAGUUAGCUACAUUGCAUAUGCAAAUGGUUCAAAGAUUUCAAGAGCUUAUAAAAGACAUAAUUAAAUAUUCUGAAGAUCAGCAUAAGAGACAUAAAUCGUGUAAAGAAGAAGAGUCUGGGACUUGUGAUGUUGUACAAACUAUACAGCUUACAACUAUUGCUUUACAAAAGGCAAAAGAAAACUUCAAUGCUAGGUCAAUGGAGUAUGAAAAGUUACGAAGAGACAAUGCAUCCUUAAAAGAACUAGAAAAGGCGGAGAUGAAAUGCAAGAAAGCCUGUGAUGAUUACAAAUUUUAUAUUGAUAAGUAUAGCACUGUUCGCGAAGAUUUUGAAAAGAAAAUGAUGGUGACUUGUGAGCACUUUCAGAGCAUAGAAGAAGCUCAUAUCAAACAAAUAAAAGUUUUCCUUUCUAAUUAUGCUCAUGUGCUAGAAAGUGGACAUGCAUUAAUAGGACAAGUGCAUGUAGAAUUUUUGCAACAAUGUAAUGAAAUGGAUGUCGACAAGCUUUUAGAGCAUAUGAUCAAUGAACGAGGUACUGGAACUGAAAAACCAGGGCCUGUAAGUUUUGAAGAUGCUGACUUGUCUCCAAUAGGACAGCCUCAAUCUCCGGACUCAUCAGAAAAUCACAAUGAAGAAAAGUCAUACAAGAAAGAAGGUAAAAAAAUGUCACUUCACCGCAAAAGCAAACCAUCCCGCCGAACCACUUCCUUACUGGACUUGUUUUUUUCAUCAUCCCUUGGUAACUCGGAUCCCAGUGGAGUGACCAAUUCAACGCCACCAAAUAAUCAGGUCAUUGAGAAUGAUAAUGAUGUACCAAAGCCUACACCCCCUAUCGGUAACACACUGAAUAGGACUAACUUCCGAGCCUCAAAAUACUGGCAAUCCUACUGGAACUCCUGGAGUUCAGGGUUUCUAAAGAGUAAAAGAGAAAAAAGAAAAGAAAAAAAGAAGAAGAAAAUGAAUGGUAUUAAAGAUGAUAGUGGUGUUACCAGUGGAGAUGGGGAUUCUCAAGAUAGAGUGACUAAUCCUCAGAUUGAUGCUGAAGGUUUUACUAUCAGACCUCCAGAGAGAAAUCAAGAAUAUCAGAAAGAUCCUUUUUAUUCAAGUUCAGAUAAUGACUCUGAUGCUACUACUGCAUUUUCUCCAUUGGAUGAUGAUGAAAAAGAUUGUAAAAAUAGAAUUCAUAUUGAAAUUAAACCUGUGAGUAACUGCACUGGUAUGAGUGCUAGUAAUGAUGAGCUUAUAGCUACUGUGGGAAAAUUUUCUUUAUCACCGGAUCCUCAGAGAACACGAAGGAUUAAUCGGCCGACUAGCAGCGCAGCAUCUACUCCAGAUGAGGGACCUUUGAAGCGGUCUAUCUCUAUGUCUAAUCCAUUAAAUAAAGCUGAUACUGAUUUAUUCAGCAUCUUCAGCCCUAGUGCAUCCAGUGCCUCAACACCUACUGGUCCUGCUGUGGGUGGGUUUCCAAGCCCCUCAAGUAGUAUUCCUAACUCUAAACCUCCAUCAUUGGGAGAGAUGGCUCAAAGUACUACAGAAUCUAAAAAUUCUGUAGCCCUAGAUUCUUCCUCUGAAGUUGAGCCUGAACUUGCCAAUAAUGAAGUACAGAAGCCAUUGUCAACAAGUCGAGUAGGCACUCCUACAAGUUCCAUAUUACUUCAUGUUCUUCCACGGCCUCCUUCCAGAAGAGCUUUCGAAGCAACAACGCGUGGACGCAUGUCCCCUCUUCCAUAUGCAAUGACAAGAACAGAAAGUAUUAGUAGCCUAACUAGCGACUUCAAAACAACAUCUAUGCCUGUUGGUUCCUCCAGGGGUCCUUCUCCAUUAACAAUUGGAAUGAGUGACACUAUACCCUUAGCCAUUGCAUUUAACGAAAUUGUAAAUGCAUGUUUCAAGGGAACUGAUGAAACAAGGUGUCAAGUUCGUUUAAUGGGUGAUAUGAAAGUGUCUUUUCCGGCUGGAAUUGUUCAAGUUUUAGCCAACAAUCCAUCCCCUGCUCAUCUUGUGUUCAAAUUAUCCAAAGCCAGUAAAAUUGAAACUAUACUGCCAAAUAAGCAACUCAUCUCCUUAGAUCCUAGUCAAAGUACAAAAGAGCAAUAUGUUUAUGAAUUUAAUAUGCAAGCUUUAACAGCAUUACUAAGAAAGCAAUAUGAACAGUCUCCAACUGCAUCAUAUUUUAACAUAGAUAUUCUAAAAUAUCAUAUCAAAACUCUCCAUGGAGCAAAAAGUACUCCCUUGCAUUUAGUUGCUUAUUGGAAGUGUGAGCCUACAUCUACAGAUCUGCGUAUAGACUAUAAAUUUAAUGCUUCUUCUUUAUCAAAUCCAUCUUCUUUAUCUAACAUAAAUAUUAUUGUUCCUGUAAAUGGUGGUGUCACUGAUGUGCAGUCUAAACCUAAAAUCAUAUGGAAUAGUGAUACGAGCCGUGCAAUGUGGAAGCUAGCUGAACUUUCUCAGUCAUCGGAUGGAGGUGGUCUAGGCUCUCUUCGCGCUCAUUUUGAUUUAAGCUCAGGGCCUUCUUCAGUAUGUGCAUUAGCUGCUCAGUUUAUAUGCAAUAACACUUCACUCUCGGGAGCUGAAUUUGAGCUUGUUGGUUUGGGGUAUCGUCUGUCUUUAGUCAAAAAACAAGUGGUUGCUGGUAAAUAUCUGUGUGAAUCUGAUCCAGUAUCUAAUUAUUAUGGAUAAAAUAUGUAAAGGUAUCAUCUGUAAAAUCAUUCCAUUUGCCAUAUGCGAUGAGAAAUCUGUCUUCAGAUGCAGUCACAAAAGUCUUUUCUUUCUAGAGGGAGCUCAUCAUAUGAAUGUAACGUUGCUGGAUAUUCAGAAAUAGUUAAAAUAUUCAGAGUGAAUCUUGCAACUAUGGCUCAUCAGAAGGCAUGCACCUUAGAGUUGUAUUGUUUAAGGCAGUAGUUAUAUUAAUGUUAAAAUACUACAGGCAAAACACACAUUCGUAAAGAAAUAUUUUAAUAUUUUAAGUUGGCAUUCUUUUAAGCAUACUAUUGUCAAUGAACAAUUUCUUUCUCAAAGAGUAAGAUAAAUUUUUUCACAAAAAAGAGUUGGAAAUAGAAAAUUAAUAAUAGUUUUGAAAAUCUUAGUGGAAUCCUUUGCCUAGAAACUACUAAGACUUGCUUAGAUAGACUCAAGACUUGCCCAGAAGUUUACUUGAUUUUGUCAGUCUCAUCUGGUUUAAUGAAAAAUGUGCCUGUUUUUUUUAAAUUUUUUUAUUAUAUAUUUUUGAAAAAUACCCUAAUUCAUGAAAUCUUCUAAAAGAAAAUUCCUAUUAAAAUGUAUAUUUUACUCAGUUUAUUACUUGUUUGAGUACUUAAAUAAGAAUUAUUGAUAAAUAAAAAUUGAAACGUCAUUAGCAGUACCUAACAUUACUUUUAACUUAACUAAAAUGUACUUUUUUAAAUAUUUUUAAGUUUGUUUUUUAUUUAAAUCUCUUUAUUUUUAAGUUAAUUAAACAAUAUGCUAUAACUAUUUAUUUGCUAUCGAUAAAAUAUUUUACAUAUUAUGUAAUAGUUGGCAUGAAAUCCUUAUUAUUUCAUUUGGUAGCUAUGCCGUCAAUCAAAAAAGUUUUUUUUUUUUUUUUUUUUUUUUUUUUUUUUUGAUUUUGUAAAACAUGAUUUCAUUAUGAAUGUUACAAAUUUUGACCAAUACAAAUUUUAGCUUUCUAAUAAGAAAGGCAUUAAGGAAUGAUAUUGGUACAUAUAAAUGAUAUUGGUAUAUAUUAAGGGAAAAAAUUAUUGCAAGUAGGUUCAGAGAGUUAAAAAUAUUAAUUAUGUUUAUCACAAGUUAUGCACUUAUAAUUUGGAUUUUUUUCUCUCAAAAAUAGCCAGCAUUAGUUCGCUUUUAAAUUUAAAACUAUACAAUGAUAUUUUUUAAUGUACUUUUGAAAUAAUAUUGUUUUUAUUCUUAGAAUCUUAUAUUAUAUUAUAACCUUAAUUUGCACCCAAAUAUUGUUUAGAAAAAUACAUUAAAUAAAAAAUAAAUACCUUGUUGUUUUCAAAAUUAUUUAAACUAAUAAGAUUGCAAUAUGGUUUAAAAGUAACAUCUAUUGUUUAUUAUAAAAGAACCCUUAAAAAUGAAAGCAUUAAAAUUCUGCUUUUUUUUGGCUUACAAUAUAGAUAUUUUUUUCUUAAAAACUGAAUUUAUGUGUUUAAGUAAUUGCAUAGAUAUACAGGGUGCUCACUAAAGUUUUUAUCUAUCCUUUUAACUUUCAAUGACAACAGCUGUAUUUGUAAAGGUGGUGUUUAAGUCUAGUAAAGUGGCUGUAUGCUACAAGAUGAGAUUGUUUACAGUACCACCUGGUGGGAAACUCCAGAGUGAGUUUUUGCAUCCCGAAAACGGCAUGAGAUAGUUAAGGCAUGAGUUAUUAAGUUGUAGAACAUCAAAAAUAGACUUCCUAUGGGUAUUAUCCUUCCAAGCAUUAAUCCAAACUUUCAGCUGCAAGCUUUUAUGCAUCAAAGAAAUGGUUUUUUUCCAUGUUAUUCAAUAAGAAACUAGUUGGUUGCAGAGUAGUUCAUGGGCUCAACAUUUGGAAAGUUUAUGCAAAAAUGUAACUCUUAUAUAUCAAAAAUAAUAGUAAUUUGUAAUAACUAGUUUUUUUCCUGAAAUCCUGUUUUGUCACAUUUCAGGAAAUCUCAAACAAAUGAAUUCAUGCUCUAUGUAUUUUUUCCAAGCAAUAAUGUUCAUAAAAAUUUUAUACUUCAUGCUAAUGAUGCUCUAUAAUGUUUACUUUUUUCUUCAUUGCUGUUUUUGAUGUAAGAAUACUUUUUUUUAGGAUUCAUGCUUUAGUGCAUAGUUUCUUCACUAUCCCUUGACACCACUUUAAUAAUUAUACCUACAACCAUUUGAAAGUUAAAAGAGGGUGGUUACUGUAUGUAUAUAUACAGUUUCCGAUACAUAUGCAGUACGCACCUGAGUAUCAAUUUCACAGUUUGUUAGACAACUGUUCCUUAGAGAAAAUAUUUUGCAUACUGUUCAAAUUGCUACAGUUACUACAAUUUUUGAAAAGUAUUUUGUCCGUAAGUUAUACCCGACACUAUUUUACUUGUGUGAAAUUUUACCUCACAUAAUUUGUUUUAAUGACUAGAUAUUCUUUUAUUUUUCUAUUUUAACCAUUUGUUGAUAAUAAACUGUUCUUUUACUCUAAUAAAAACUUCUAAAAAAAGAUCACCUGUAAAAAUAUUUGGAAAUAACAUUUUAAAAACAUUUUACUGAUCAUCUGUUGUUAUUCCAUCAUCUAAUUUGAGGAAUAAUCGAACUCUCAAAUCAUAAUUAUUUUUCAUUAUUGUAUCUAUCUGAGAAAAUAAAGUAACUGAUCAUAAUAUGUUGAAAUUAUCUUCAGUUUUGUAGAUUGAAACAUUUAUAAAUAUGUAAUUUAAUUUAGUAAUCGAUUUUAUCUGAAUUUCUUGGGGUCUUAUUUAGAAAAAUUGAUCUUCAAAAUGUAUCUAUUGAUACAAGUGAUUGCUUUGUAAAUGUGUAAAUAAAUUUUUUAGUAUUUAUCCAGUAGGUUUUGAUAAAAUUUCUCACUUCUGCAAACUAUCCGCUUUCUGUGAUAUAUAUAUAUAAAAAGCUUGCCUUUGAUAGGAAUGAUAAAAGCACAUCUACACAUUAGUUAUACCUAUUUUUCAUACAUAAUUCAUUGAUUACUGAAAAGUUAGAAUUUUAAAGCUUAUAUUGUUAAGGUGCAUGCCCUGCUGCCAAAGAACAGUUGUUUUGUGAGAAAUGUCUAAUGUACAGUCGUAUGUGAACUGCUGUUUUUUUUUUUUUUACAAAUUAUAUAUACACAUAUUAUAUAUCAUAUGUACAUAAGCUCUAGUUUUUUAACUUUUGAUCUAGAUUUACAAUGUUAUAUUUUUUUGUAUUUUAUUUUCUGGCACUAGUAUUAUUAAUGUUUACUACGAUUGAAAAAAAAGAAAGUAAUAUUGUUGAAUUGACUUGUGAGUUUUGAAAUUUUUAGGCUAUCGUUGCACUUGCCAAAUCAAUAAAUGUUUGCUUGCACCUAUCCAUUUUUUUUUUAAAAAAUUGAAUUGUUAUGUUUUAUGUUUUGUUAAACUGUUAUCAAAACAGAAGCUAUAUUAUAUAUUUAUUUUUUGUUAACUUUGAAGUUCUUAUAAAACUAUUUACAUCUUAUCAAUAGAAAUGAGUUGCAUGUACAAAAGUGUUUUAUAUCUUAUCAAAUAAUUUACUCUUAAUGAAUUUAUUGCUUUUAUUUUAUUAUAUUAUGAAUUUUAGUAUUUAUUUAUAUGUUAGAUGCUUAAAAUUUAUUUUUUAAAUUCAGUGUUUUUUACCAUCAACUUCUUUAAUCUUGCAAACAAACUAAAAUAGCAUGCAGUAUAGGUAAUAUAUACAAAUGUAAAAUGCAUUCAGCUCAAGCAGCUGCUUUGUAAAGAAAUAUUUCUAUUUGACAUUAAAGUUGAUUAUGAAUA
Molecule: messenger RNA, 6891 nt
Organism: Parasteatoda tepidariorum (common house spider)
Lineage: Eukaryota; Metazoa; Arthropoda; Arachnida; Araneae; Theridiidae
Source: RefSeq, a predicted model, not a curated record